AUGAAUUACCAGCAUCAGGUAGCGCAAAAUGCUGCCCAGCAGCAGGCUGACGCAAACCAGAAGCGGAAUCAGAAACUUACGCAGCAGCAGCAGCCGCAAAAGAACGGACGUGCGACCCCCCAACUUUCAGCUGCGGUGGCGAAUCUUAGCCGUGGUAAAGCUACACCGUCGCCAGUGAGGAGCUCUCCUAUGGUUGCGAAUCAGCAAUUGGCGGGGAGAUCUCCUAUGGUCCCGAACCAGCAGUUAGCACCUAGGUCCCCCAUGCCGCCAAGUGCUCAGCAGUCGCCUCAAAUGCAGCAGCAGCAACAACAUCCUCAACGCCAACAGCCGCAACAAACACAACAGCAACAACUCCUGCAGCAGUACCCCCAAUACAACCCUUCGCAUCUUCGUCCCGGUACGGCCGAAGGCCAUUCCUCCUCACCUCAACUGCAAGCGCAAAUUGCGGCUGCUGCGUCUCAAGUUCGUGCCAUUGCACGAGUAAACGCCAGAGCGACGCCUUCCCCUGCAUUGAACGCGCCUGCCGCUACAGCGACGUCAGUCGCAGCGGCCAUGGUCCCAACCGCUGACGCCCAACAACAGCAACUCGCAAACUCAUCACAACAACAACCUCCACAACAGAUCAAGCAGCCACAGCAACCACAACAACCCCAGACCCAGCAACAACUCUAUUCACAGAUGCACCCCGCCUACCAGCAGCAGCUCUACAUGAACUACCAAAUGGCGCAGGCGCAGGCGCAGGGUCGUAUGCUCCCGUAUUGGCAGCCUGUGUCUGCGGCAGGCAUGGGUCGUGGUAUGCCAAUGCAAGGCAUGGGGGGACCUGUAGGUGCCCAUCCUGCCCACCCACAUGCUCAGGCUGCUGCUGCCCAACAGGUCAUCGGAAAGCAAACUGCCGUUCCUGGUGGAGUGCCUGGGCGAUAA
Molecule: messenger RNA, 921 nt
Organism: Laccaria bicolor S238N-H82
Lineage: Eukaryota; Fungi; Basidiomycota; Agaricomycetes; Agaricales; Hydnangiaceae
Exons: 1
Coding region: 1-921 (306 amino acids)
Source: RefSeq, a predicted model, not a curated record